AUGCUUCAGACAUCAGCUCGGCCUCAACUGGAUCAACCCACCGGAGAUUGUCCCGCUUCUACCGAACUCUACCAGACUCCGCCUGACUCUGCCGGACUCUACCGGACUCUACCGGACUGCAGGUUUCUCAGGGCUCGGAGCGGCGGAGCAGGAGGAGCUGCAGGCGGAGGAGCAAGAGGUGGCGCCGUGCUGUGUCCUCUGCAGUGUGUGUGUGAGACGAGGCCGUGGUACACGCCUCAGUCCGUGUACCACCAGGCCCGGACAGUCGACUGCAACGAGCUGCACCUGCAGAGAGUCCCGGCCAACGUGUCCGCCGACACUCAGGUGCUGCUGCUGCAGAGCAACAACAUCUCCUCCAUCAGCACCGAGCUGCAGAGCCUGACCAACCUGACCGAGCUGGACCUGUCCCAGAACCACUUCACACAGGUGAGCUCUACGGGUCUGUCCUCACUGGGUCACCUGGUCACUCUGUACCUGGAGGAGAACCUCAUCGAAGAGCUGGAGGACUUCAGUCUGAGGAACCUGUCCAGUCUGGAAGAACUCUACAUCAAUCACAACCGGAUCUCCUCCAUCGGACCCAAAGCCUUCGCAGGACUCACCAACCUGCUGAGGCUCCACCUGAACUCCAACCGGCUGGUGGCCAUUGACAGUCGCUGGUUCGAGUCCCUGCCGUCCCUGGAGAUCCUGAUGAUCGGGGAGAACCCCAUCCUGGGUCUGGAGGAGAAGAACUUCCUGCCUCUGUCCCGCCUCCACAGCCUGGUUCUGGCCGGGAUGGGACUGGCCUCCGUCCCCUCCGCUGCCUUCCUGGGCCUGGACUACCUGGAGAGCCUCUCCUUCUGCGACAACCGGCUCAGGUCUGUUCCUCGGGACGCUCUGAGCGUGCUCCCUAACCUGAAGUUCCUGGAUCUGAACAGGAAUCCGAUCAGCCGAGUCCAGCAGGGAGAUUUCCAGAACCUUCCACACCUGGAGGAGCUCAGUCUAAACAACAUGGAGGAGCUGUUGGAUGGGGAGCGAGCUGCGUUCAAGAACCUUCCAGAAAUCGUAAAACUGGAACUCUGCAACAACCCACGACUGUCAUACAUCGACCCACAGGCCUUCAGUGACCUGUCCUCCCUCCGGACUCUCCUCCUCCACAGUAACCAGCUGAGCCUCCUCUCUGGAGACCUCCUCUCCUCCCUCUCCUCCCUGGAGGAGGUGUCUCUCCACUCUAACCCCCUGCGCUGUGACUGUCUCUCCUCCUGGGGCCCUCACCUCGGCAACCAAUCACAUCUCAGAAUUCUGGAGUCCUCCGUCACCCUCUGCUCCUCUCCGCCUCACCUGAUUGGUCGGGAGCUGCAGGAGGUGGUGGCGGUCGGGUGGGGCGGAGCCGACGUAGGCGGCGGGGGCGGGACCAACAGCUGCUUACCUCACAUCUCUCCUCACGCCUUCCCGCCUGCUCUGAAUGUCAGCGCUGGGCAGCCAAUCACACUGGAGUGCUGGGCGGACGCUGACCCCGCCCCCCAGUUCUACUGGGUGACGCCCACCGGAGACAAGGUGAGCUCAGAGGCCAUGGCUGCACCAAUCAUAUCAGAGGAGGGGCGUGGCCUGAGCAGGAAGAAGAAGCAUCGCGUGUCGGAGCCCGGAGCGCUGGUGAUCGAACACGCGGAGCCGUCAGACGCAGGUGUGUAUACCUGCGUGGCGUGGAACAUGGAGGGCGCCGACACAAAGAGCGUGUCCGUUUCCGUGGACUCUGUGGGCUGGUGGUGGAGCGAGGGCAGCCGGCCGGACUCCGAGCCCAGCAGGGAGCAGCCGUGGCGGGGGAACUGGUCUGCGGCGGCCUCGCUCGUGGUUCUGGCGAAGGUGGUCCACGCCCAGUCGGUGGUGUUGGAGUGGAAGUUGUAUCCCAGCAGAGGAGCCUCGUCUGCGGGUCAGAACCAGCAGGACUCCCCCCUCCCUCUGCCCCGCUGGAUCAGCGCCACCGUGCACAUCGACAACCCUCAGAUCAGCUACACGGCCCAGGUUCCUGUGGACGUUCAGGAGUACAACCUGACUCACCUCCUUCCUGCCACCGAGUACCACGUCUGCCUCACCUCUCCCAGCCCCUCCCCCUCCCCUGUCACUCCCUCCUCCUCCUCCUCCCCCGUCCACACUUCCUGUCUGAACGUCACCACGAAGGAGGCGGCGUUCUCGGUGGAGCUGGUGGCGUCGCAGCGCAGCAGCGUGGCGCUGGCGGCCGUCAUGGGCUCCAUGUUCGCUCUGUCCAUCAUGGCGCUGCUCGUCGUGUACAUGGGCCGCCGCGUGCAGCAGCACAAGUCGUGCGGACACUCGCUGAAGAAGUACAUCCAGCACGCCACGUCCAUCCCGCUCAACGAGCUGUCCCCGCCGCUCAUCACGCUGUGGGAGAGCGAGGCCGAGAAGGACAAGGAGGAGAGGGAGGCGGGGGAGAGAGGGGAGGCGGGGGGGAGUCAGAUCGACACCACAAAGACGUACAUGUGGUAGGACGCUCGAGGGAGUUUACGGAGGGACGAGGACGGAAAGACGAGAAACUGGACGGAUAGCAGCAGAGACAUGCAGGUCAUGUGACUCAGUGACGAGCCUGACAGGAAACUUUAAUAUAAAAAUCCUGUUUCACAAAGAAACAUCAAACAUGUUCAGACUUUUUAAAGUUUGAUUCAGUUUAUGAAUCAAACUGACCUUUGACCUUUGACCUGAGACUGAACCUGAAAACACUUCAUUCAUAAACUGAUGCUUUUAUUUUGAAACAUCUAAGAAUGCCGUUUUUUUAAUUUGAGGUGAAAACGAGUUCUUUUAGUUUCUGAUUUUAAAGAUAUUCUAAAAAAUAUAUUUAAACAAAGAUCAAAUCUGAUUUAAAGGAAAAAGCUGAAAUAUGAAAAAACACCAGAACCAGAACCAGAACUUUUCUCAGCGCUUCAUGAACAGCUGGACUUCAGGUCGAGGACGUGACACGUGGAGACUUCAGGCCUGCUGAGCUGUGAGUCCAGAUGUUUUGGACGUCUUUCCUCUCUUUGUCUUUCGUUCCUUUCAUUUUCUCGUCUGUCCUCCUCCCUCUCUCUCUCUGUCAAGCACACUGACAGUAGCUGUAUCUGAUUAUUGUAAUUUAGUUCACCUGAUGAACCUGAACGCAGCACGAACACAUGAAAUGUUUCACUUUAAAUCUUUUUGAAGUUAUUUAAAUGAUUUUACAGGACAGUGAGUCCACACGUCACACUGUAUGCAGACGAUGCACUGAAGCUUUUAUAUCAUUUUUAUAUACACACAUAUCUUUGAAAUAUGCUUCUACAGAUGGACCAGUGUAUUAUACAUAUUAUCAUAUAUAUUCAGCACCUUCAUAUAGUUUAAACAUAUUUAGUUCUCUGCAUGUAGAAUAAACAGAUUAAAGAAGAAUCACUGGGUUAACGUGUCAAACAGAAAGUCAUCUUUUCAAAUUUAAGUUCAAAACUUUCCAGAUUUUAUGAAUGUUUAAAAAUAUCAAAUCAUUUUCUAAAUGUUCAUGAUGAAAUAUUUCACAGCAAAGUUAUCAGGUUGUUUGGAGCUGAAACAAUUAGAGAUUAUUUAAAGAACUUUCACGUAGAGAAACCAACAAACCUCUCAGUGUGUUUGGAUCCAGAUCACGUCGACUGAUCAGCUGCAUAUUUUCAUAAAAACGGAAACUUCGACUCUGACUGAAGCUCAGAAUCUGUUUCUAUGCCGACGAUUCACCGUUUUCUAAAGUUUGCUCGGUUCACAGACGAAACGUUUCCUGUCGUGUUCACGUCGAGUUUUCACUUUGAGUCACUUUGCAUGAACUGGAUCUUUAAUCCUCCACAAAUCUUCUUCAGCACAGCAUGAAUCCUGUCAGAUCACGGUGACAGUCCUCCGUCCGGAUUCAGGUCUCAUAGUCACCAUAGAAGAAGUCCAGCUUCAUGGACGGUGACCACGUCGUGUUUAGAGUUUAACCUGUAACAGUUUGUAGCUGUAGAUGACGAUGCACUGCUGGAGGUGGAGGUGGAGGUGGGUGGUGCUGCAUGCCUUUGCACUCAUAUUUAGGACUGUUUGUAUAAACCGACCUGCUGUCACUGUAGAUACAAAGAUUCAUAUUAGUAUUAUUAUGAUUUUCAUCAGCUGAUGAAAAUCAUAAAUCUGACACGCUGACAUAAUAAUAUAAUCACAUAAUAAUAUAAUAUAUCACAGAUGGUUUCUUAAUUAAACUCCCUCGUUACGGCACAGUUAGCUCAUCACUUUCUAAAACUAUAUUUGGACAGGAAACGACUGACUGAUCCAAUAA
Larimichthys crocea (large yellow croaker) is the source of this 4264-nucleotide messenger RNA. Its product is annotated as leucine-rich repeat neuronal protein 1. Gene Ontology annotation, cellular component: extracellular matrix. Lineage: Eukaryota; Metazoa; Chordata; Actinopteri; Sciaenidae. The record is from RefSeq and is a predicted model, not a curated record. Gene Ontology annotation, molecular function: protein binding.